CCAAAACCUCUCACCAAGCCAAAACCGCUCGCCCAUCCUUCAGCCGCCCACAACCCGUCGGCCAAACCCUUCCCCGUCUGUUCCGUGCUUCCUUCGCCCACACCCUCCCCCGGUCCGUCGUCCGUUCAGGCUGCCCCCCUCCCCUGGAAACGUGAGCGAAUCCCCGGCCGUUGGUUCCUGAUCAUCAAUCCCGCCCUGGCCUUGUUCUCUUCCGAAACCCCUGGGCUGGCUGUGUAAACCACCGUCCUCCGCGUACCGUAGCUCAUUAGAUCCGCUCUCUAUAUCCGGCCAUGGACCCCGUGUCUCUCACAGGCUUAGCCAUAGGUGUGGCUUCCAUUAGCCUGCAAGUCUACACCAGUUGUAUCCAAGGGAUUCAGCUGCUCGUCACAGCCCUAGGGUACGAGAAUGAGUGCAGGUAUCUUAAUCUGCGCCUCCGCAUGGAGCAACAGCGACUCUACGCAUGGAGUGAGACUUCAGGGCUGCUUGAUUUAGACGAGAAGAACCAGGACAAGGUCCUUAACUCCAAUAUUUUUAAUCUGCACCGCCAGACUGUCCUCGAUCUGUUAGUCCAGGUGCAGUGCCUCUUUGAGGAAUUCACCAAGCACCAGCACCGCCACCACAACUUGAAAGUGGUUCAGGACGAUGGCAUUCUGGAAGCCCCUGAAAGGGAUGCCAAGCAGGCCAACUUCCCCAUGGCGGAGAGGAAGAGAGACUUUAUCAAAAAAGCCAUGACUGGGUUCAAGGCCAAAUCCAUUGGGAGCCUUCACAGACUUCAAUGGGUUUCGUUCGACAAGGAAAGCUUCGAGGUGUUGUUGGACAAGUUCUCCUCCCUGAAUGACAGCAUGACCAAUAUCCUCGACCACUCUCUUCAAGUCGAGAUUCGGCACACAGUUCAGGACACCAACCGGGGCGUCUUGCUCCUCCAUCACAAGAUUGCAGACUUGAGCCACCUCGUGCUAGCACUAAAGUCUCAGCUCGAUGCAGGCACUCCUGUCGGGCCAUCCCCAAUGUCGAAGCUUGAGCGGGAAGCCAACGCCGAUGCCCUAAGACAGCUCUCCAAGUUGGCCAAGUUCAAGGCCUUCAACGAGACUAUCGACCCGAAGUCCGACUCACCGGCUCUCGUAGACGAGGCAGCUGCCAGGUUCCUCGAUCUCGCACGCCCGGAACAGCAGCGCAAUCUAUUUGUGCCCCGUUAUCUCAUCGAACUCGACCCUGAUGUCGACGAGUCCGAUGCUCCGCGGUGCGAUGCCAUGAUGAAGACGGCUGAAGGCAAGAAACAGGUAUGGAUUGAGUGGAAAGACUACGACAACGCUGGUCCGCACCCCGGUUCGCUCUCAAAGGCCGACACUAUCGAGCGAGUACGAAAGCUAGCGGCGCUGCUCAACCACAGCCCCAAACCAGAAGCCUUCCGAACCCCCCACUGCUUGGGCUUCUUCGACAAGGCCGACCCCAACGUACCGGACGACGACGUGGAUAUUCUCGACCGCCGACUUGGCCUCAUCUUUGAACGCCCGGUCGACGGCAAAUUACACCACUCACUUCCCCCAGUCUCGUUACGCGAGCUCCUCCAGGAUCCGCAAGUCCGCAAGCCCCGUGUCACGGAGCGGAUCAAGCUUGCCCAUGCCAUCAGCAAUUGCCUGUUGUACCUGCACGCCGUGCACUGGUUACACAAGGGCCUGCGCAGCCACAAUAUCCUCUUCUUUCGUACGCGUGCCGGCCAUGUGGAUUUCCGCCAGCCGUAUCUCUCGGGCUUCGACUUCUCGCGGCCCGGCGGCUCGGAAGAAAUGACGGACGCCCCCGGCGAUGAUGCCGAGCACGACCUGUAUCGACACCCGCGAACGCAAUCGAACCGUCAACGCAACCGCGAGCGUUCUAAGAAAAGCUUCGAUAUAUACAGCUUAGGCGUCAUCUUUGUCGAGCUAGCCCACUGGCAGGCCGUUGAGACGGUGCUUGGCAUCGAGAUGCGGCGGGCGCGGGGCCGGCCGGAUGUUGUUCGCCGGGUCCGCGAGGCGCUACUCACCGAGGACCGGGUCGCGGCCGUAGGUGCCGACAUGGGUGAGAAGUUCGAAGAAGCGACUCGCAAGUGCCUCGCCGGCGGUAAGGAGCUGGGGCUAAAAGAUGGAGAUGAUGAGACGGCGGACGAGGUGGCGGAACGUUUAUCUAUGAAGUUCUACGACGACGUGGUAAAACGCCUAGAAGCUGUGGUGGUAUAAGGUGGUGGCUAGCUUGCUGCGCUGUCAGCCUGUCGGUGGUUUACUUGGGGGUUAGCAAAUAAAAUUGUCGUGCGGGAAUCAAUUCAUGAGAAACCAGUUAUAC
Molecule: messenger RNA, 2316 nt
Organism: Ilyonectria robusta
Lineage: Eukaryota; Fungi; Ascomycota; Sordariomycetes; Hypocreales; Nectriaceae
Product: prion-inhibition and propagation-domain-containing protein
Exons: 2
Coding region: 291-2213 (640 amino acids)
Biological process (GO): protein phosphorylation
Molecular function (GO): protein kinase activity; ATP binding
Source: RefSeq, a predicted model, not a curated record